Molecule: messenger RNA, 3120 nt
Organism: Plectropomus leopardus (leopard coralgrouper)
Lineage: Eukaryota; Metazoa; Chordata; Actinopteri; Perciformes; Serranidae
Gene: usp16
Product: ubiquitin specific peptidase 16
Biological process (GO): regulation of cell cycle; protein deubiquitination; regulation of gene expression
Cellular component (GO): nucleus; cytosol
Molecular function (GO): cysteine-type deubiquitinase activity; zinc ion binding
Source: RefSeq, a predicted model, not a curated record
ACAUUACUUGUGUGCUUCUGGCACUGAAUGCACUGCCACUAAAUUGUGUUAAGCAGCAUUAUAAAAUAAUGUAGCUGUUAGCCGAACCUAGCGUUACUUUAGUUGGCUGCUUUGUGUCUGAUUUCCAUUCAUCUUUAAUCAAAUUCAGGUGAAAAUGGGAAAGAAACGGGGGAGGGAAAGGAGCUCCAGAGAGGACGAUGAAAUUGACCUGACAGGUCCAUCCUGCAGGCAUAUCAAGAAGGGCUCAGACCAAACUCUUCUAAAGAAACUCUCUGGGAGUUCAGAUUGGACAAGUUGCCAGGAUUGUAAGCAUGAAGAAAAUAAAGAAAAUAUCAGCACGACUGUGCCAGAGGACCCCAGGGAGGAAAAAGAAACAGAACCAAUAUGGAUGUGCUUGAAAUGUGGCCACAGAGGGUGUGGACGAAACUCAGAGAACCGGCAUGCCAUCAAACAUUACGAGACUCCCCGGUCGGAUCCACAUUGCCUGGUGAUCAGUUUGGACAACUGGAGUGUGUGGUGUUACAUAUGUGAUGAUGAAGUCCAGUACUCUAGAACAGGACAUCUGGCUCAGCUGGUGACCAACCUAAAAAAGCAGACCUCUGCAGAUCCCGUAAAGACAACACAGAAAAAAGUGAAGGAGGAAGACAGCUCGUUGGAAGUUGAACAGAAGACAGUGACUGUAAAAGCAGCAGCAGAAGAAGGUGAAGACAAAGAAAACAAGGACCACCAAAAGAAAAAUUCCAAAAAAGAGAAUAUUGGGAAAUCACAAAAGUCUGGCACAUCUGAAGAGAAGGGUGGUGUUUCAGUAAAGGGGCUGAGCAACCUGGGAAACACGUGUUUCUUUAAUGCAGUCAUUCAGAAUCUUUCUCAAACACAGCUCUUAAGACAGACUCUCAACAAAGUGACCGAAGAGAAAAUGAAUCUUAACAUUAAACCUGAUGCCUCCUUGGAUCUGGAGCCUAUCGUUAUGCAGCUAGACCAGCCGGGAUCCCUGACCUUGGCAAUGUGUCAACUACUGAAUGAGAUCCAGGAAUCCAAGAAGGGUGUGGUAACACCGCGGGAGCUGUUCUCACAAGUUUGUAAAAAGGCUGCCAGGUUCAAGGGAUUUCAGCAGCAAGAUAGCCAGGAGCUUCUGCGCUACCUCCUGGAUGGGAUGCGAGCUGAGGAGAUCAAAAGAGUAACUUCAGGGAUCAUGGAGGCAUUGAAAGAAUCCAGAAAAGGCAUAGAUGCAGAGCAGCUGAGAAAAAUAGUGAAAGAGUACGAGAAAAAUGGUUUACCUAAAAACUUUGUCGACCAAGUUUUUGGUGGGGAGAUGACAAGCACAAUAAUGUGUCAGCAGUGUAAAACGGUGUCUGUGGUCACAGAGAUGUUUUUGGAUCUUUCCCUUCCUGUUUCUGAUGAGGCAUACAGAAAGAAGAACCCGAAAAAAGUAGUUCAGAAGACCAGUGAUUCAAACCAGGAUGGCAGAAACAGUCCUGCCUUGACAAAUGGGAAUGAUGACAUCCCCACCGGGUCCGGCAGCAAGUACCAGCAGAAGAAAGCCAAAAAGCAGGCAAAGAAGCAGGCAAAGCAACAAAAGAGGCAGCAGAAGAUUGAGAGCAGAGUCACUUUGGACAGCCUCCCGUCUCCGAGCUGCACAGAGAGUGAAGAGAUUGAUCCUACCACAGAUGAAAAGAACAGGGAAAAGGCUGCCAAUGAAACACGUGAAGAAGUCUCACAAAGUGAAGGAAAUCCUGCACAAAUCAGUGUGUCUGAACAGCACCGAGAGAACCUUGACCCCAUCCAGGAUCAGAAGGAAAACGAAGACAACGAGGAUUUAGUGAUUGACUGCGACUCAUCAGCUAUGUCAUCAGUCAGCAACCGUUUUACCAUCCUAUCAGAGGAGCAGUCCUCAAGGGACAGUGUCUCAGUCGAUGACAAAGUAUGUAACAUGGAUCAGGAAGAAGAAGAGGACACACAGCUAGUGAGUGCAAUGGAGAAAGUAACCCUGGAUGAUGCCUUUAUAGAGGACUCUGACGCUGCAGAACAAAGCAUGGAGAAUGGAGAUGAGCCACUGGAGGCUAAAGAGUACACUGUAGUAAGUCAAGACCCAGAGCUGGCCUUCCACACACUGGCUACCAGGACAGCCCCUGAGAAACAGGAGUGUUCGGUCCAGUCAUGCCUUUUUCAGUUCACAGAGGUGGAAACCCUCACGCAGAACAACAGCCUUCUUUGUGUCACCUGCACUAAACGGCAGCCUAACAAAGACAAAGCUGGAGGAUCCAAGAAGAAUAUCUACACUGAUGCUUUGAAGCAAAUGCUGAUCUCCUCUCUCCCACCAGUGCUGACCCUUCAUUUGAAGAGAUUUCAACAGAAUGGAUACAGUAUUUGUAAGGUGAACAGACAUGUCCAAUUCCCCCUGAUGCUGGAUCUAGCUCCCUUUUGUGCAGUUAAAUGCAAGAACUUGGCAGAGGGAGAUACUCAAAUUUUAUACAGUUUGUAUGGUAUUGUAGAGCACAGCGGAACAAUGAGGUCAGGUCAUUACACAGCAUAUGUGAAAGCACGACCUGAGUGCCCUAAACCCUCAUCCAACGGACUUGCAGCUGAAGGAAAUGCAGAGCCACCCAGAGGAUCAUGGUUCCAUAUCAGUGACACAAGCGUUCAGCCUGUGAGCGAGAGUAAAGUCCAGAGUUGCCAGGCCUACCUCCUCUUCUAUGAAAGAGUUCUCUGAUCAAACUGUGCCUCAUCUCUCAGGAAAUUCAAACAAACAAACCUGCUCCUGCUUCAGCUCCUCAGUAUAAGGGAUCUCAAACAAUUGACCAAUGAGUUUUGUCAGUGACUCAAACUGUGCUGUGAUGAAAUGAUAUUGAUUAUGCAGAGUGGACAUUUGACAGUGUUGACAUUUUGAUGGCAGUGGUUUCACAAUGUUUGAAGUAUCAAGGACCAACCAUUUGUCUCUCACACUCUUGGGAAUAUCGCAGUGUGCAAGGAAAGUCAAGAUGGACAUGGAAAAGAUAGUGGUAUUUGGAUUUGUUGCAAAAAUUAAUUUCAGGAGAUGAAUGGUAGAUGGGUGAAAAUGAUUUGUAAAACAUAUUUAUAUGUCUAUUUUUUAUCAAUAUCAUGUAAUGAAAUGCUUAAAAA